AAGAAAGCGACCGAGCAGGAAAAGUUUGCAACACCGAAUUCUCGUCGUUCCCCGCAAAUUUGUGUGUUUUCCUCGUAGUUUUCCCGCUGAAUGGUGAUAUUUCACGGUGUACCGAACGCCGUGAGUUCACAGUGUGCCGAUUGUUGUGAAGAAAGUACGCUUCGCCCGAUAAUCGCGGUAGACGGGACAAGAUCGAAAUCCAAGGAGUCACCGCAUCACUGCAAAGUCGCCGAGACCGCGCUGAAAAGGGCAACAGGCAACACGGAACCGUAUCAUUAAGUGAUUUUUCUCCUGGGCAUAGUGGUUGAAUUUUCUUCGUCAAGAUUCCGGCCUUAAAAGAAUCCACCCCCAUGGGCAAAGAAAUCGAUCCCGCCGAUAUAGGCAAGCAUCCGGAUCUGAUUAAAAAGGCGCAAGCGGAAAUCGCACAAUGUGACGUGUUGGUGUGCGGCCGGUGCCACACGGUGUUUCAUCUCAUUGAGCUGUUCCGCGAGCACAAGGAAAAGGAACCGGAAUGCAAGCGAUCCUCGACGUCGCCGCUGCACGACUGCGACGAGGCGCAGACGAAGGUGUGGGCCUUCCUGCUGUGGAAGUCGACGCAGCAGAAUGCACCAACGCCCGGUGCCACCAAUGAGAAGGCCGGUUCGGGCAACUCCUGGAAGCUGUACCAGACGUGGGUGAAGCUGGACGAUUCCGUGCGCGACACCUGGGUCGUAGCCGGCAAAACUAUACAGUCGUUUGGGAAGACUGGCUCUGGCAGCCUUCACGAGAUGCCUGUGAAGAUCACUAAAACUAUCGUGGAAAAAACUGACGAGCAAAAACCCGGAACACCAGCUGGUGUUAAUGCUCAGAAUCGUGUCAUAACACCGGUUCGCAAGCCUGGAGAUGUGAAAACUUCACCCGGUUUACUCGAUCCAAAGAGUCGAACCCCUGGCGUGGGUGGGGGUGUGGUCGGUGCGGUGAAAAAACCAGACGUACCAGUGAAGCCUGGAACGGUGCCUGGUAAGCGAUCCAUUGCCAAACGUACCCAUCCAAAAACGGGCGAAGUCACCGAAGAAGAGGUAGAGAAAAUUCUGGCCAAGCGCUUCAGCCCCGGCAUUAAGAUGCACGAGUAUCUGGUCAAGUGGAGCAAGAUGACAAACGAGCACAACACCUGGGAGCCACUGACGCACCUGCAUUCGUGCCAGAGCGUACUGGAGUACUUCGAGGUGCAGCUGGCCAAGCAGAAGGAGCAGCGAGCGGCGGCUGCAGCCCGAGCUCUGCAACAGCAGCGUCAGGAAAAGGCUAAGGGUCCGGGCAGUGGGCCAGGAACUCCUGCCGGUGCGACGGGUACCAAUGCCACACAAUCGGCCGGUUCCAGUCCGUUGUCCCCGUCCAAUGCGAUGCGCCCGAACAGAGUCUCGAAAACAAAUGCAGUUGAUCGGGUGAAACUGUGGUCGUCCGGUAAUCAGGACGGCUCGUCGGAGGAAGGUGGCAUUAAGCGUAAGCUGGACGAUAGCGAAAACGACGCCGCGACUGACCAGGAUGGUAGCGAAUCGCCGAAGAAGAUGCGCACCGAUUCAAACAGCGCCAUCAACGAUGCUCUCAACAAGGUGUCCCAGAGCAGUAGUGUAAAGAUCGUAUCUGUGUCGGCAACAGGAGCCGGCAUCAAAGCGUCUCCGGGUGGGUCCGCCACCGUGAACGGUGGUACGGGCUCCCCCUCAUCAGCCACGGUGAAAGACAGCAAUGCAGCUGAGGUGGUUAUCAUUAAAUCACCGAAGGAUGGUGUACCGAGCGGUAUCAGCAAGAAGCCGGUCGGUAUGCUAGCCGGCGGCGGCACGGCCAUCAACCGGGGCGUUCUACUUCGCGGGGAAGCAAAGGUAAAGAUCGUUCCAAAGUCUGAACCGGGUGGUAUAUUUAAGAUCAAACCAGAAACAUCAUCACAGGCCUCUCAGCAGCAACAGCAGCAGCAAGGUGGUAGCCCGGCAAGCGGCUCAACGACCAGCACGUCCUCCAACUCCACCGUCGUCACGUCAUCGGCCACCACCCCGCGUCCGGUGACGAUUCAUUCCUCAUCAACGUUGGCUGCCAGCGACUCAUCCAGCGGUGUAACGACACGCUUCAUACGCCGAAACGUCGAUGGAACGCCGCAAAUCGUUCGCCAGACCAUUCGCAAGGCACCAAAGGUAGUGUCCAGUACACCGGGAUUGCAGAGGCAAGGGAUACCGGCAGGGCGACCGAUAGGGAGCGCUCCCAGCACCCCGCUUGGUGCAUCGAGACCGGCGGGCACCGCUUCCGGGGCUCAGCAGCGUUCUUCACUUACGCCGCGGGUUGGUAGCACAAUAGCGCCUCGGCCAGUCACCCGCGUAGUACCAGGCACUCCCAGUAAUGUUGUUCGAACGGCUACCGCUUCGUCGGAACAGAAGCUGAACGCACUCCGUAAGCAGGGCGUCAACGUCGUCAAACAUGUCGUCACGACCUCAUCAACAAAAACAAAGCCAUCGAACGACGACGAAGACGAUGGUAUGAUGAACGAUGGAUUUCCCUCCAAUCUCCCACUGCCUACCCCGCCGAGCCCACCCCGUGCACUCACCCUUUGCCCGGUGACCGGUAAGGUGCUGGGUCAGGCGGAAGGUGAACCGACGCCCGUUCCGAGCCCGGAAAACGAAUCUGAAGAGAAAAAACCAGGAGCAGUAAAGAAGGAAGAGGCUGACCAGCAGCAGAGAGCGAGUGGCAGUGAAGCAGCGGAAACCGAUCAACAGCAGCUGGUGGUGGCCGGCGGCGGUGACCAGACGGACAUGCAAGUCCAGCAACUGAUGACAAACGAGGACGGUUCGCCGAUCAUUGUGGCGGGUGAGGACGGUACGUUGUAUCAAGUGGCAGGCAAGAACGCCGAGGGACAGACCAUUCUGAUUGCCCAGGGGGCCGAUGGAGAACAGAGCUGCGUGCUAGUGACCUCACAGGAGGGUGAGGAGGAGGCGCAACCCGGUACCGCUGGGGUACUAACGCUUGACGCGGCCGUUUCCGAAGCCGUUGCUGUGCCGCAAGAGGGACAACAGUUGACGGAAGAGCAAGCGGCACAGUACCAGCAGGCGGUUGACACCAAUCAGCAGCUUACAAUUCAAACGGAAGACUCGCAGGAUGGUCAAAUAACGGCCGAAGUGGUGCAAGCUGACCAACCAUCGCCAGGUGGUACGCGGAGAGUUGUUCUUCUCCUGCCUGAUGGAAGCUUCAUGAUGACGGAGGUUAACGACGAGCAGUACCAAUCGCUUAAUCUGGUUAACUAAAUGGACUUUUUCCUCCGACUUUCCAAGGACAAUGAAUGUAGGGUUCAUGGUUUGUUAAGGAUGACUUGCGUAAUUUAGUGCUUUUUAGCUACGUGAACGAUUGAUUUAUCAGACUUUCCCAACGUUUAAUCAAAGAUAAUACAUUUCAAUUUAUGUAUAACCAA
This is a messenger RNA of Anopheles coustani, 3427 nucleotides long. RefSeq names its product mucin-19 (gene Chro). Gene Ontology annotation, molecular function: chromatin binding. Gene Ontology annotation, cellular component: pericentric heterochromatin. The transcript is spliced from 6 exons. Gene Ontology annotation, biological process: chromatin organization; negative regulation of transcription by RNA polymerase II. The coding region runs from base 351 to 3263 and encodes 970 amino acids. The record is from RefSeq and is a predicted model, not a curated record. Lineage: Eukaryota; Metazoa; Arthropoda; Insecta; Diptera; Culicidae.